Molecule: messenger RNA, 357 nt
Organism: Trypanosoma grayi
Lineage: Eukaryota; Euglenozoa; Kinetoplastea; Trypanosomatida; Trypanosomatidae
Exons: 1
Source: RefSeq, a predicted model, not a curated record
AUGCCCGCGUUCCGCGAGGAGGGCAUCACGGUAGAUGCGCGCAAACUACACAACGCCGCUAAGGAGAACAACAACAACAAUAACAACAUCAUAAGGAGCAACAAGAACAACGACGAUGACAGUAACAACGGGGAACGCGUAACCCUCACCCUUGAUGAUGUGGAGGAGCUGAACCGCCGCCGCGAGCAGCUGCGCAGCGACGUGGAAACGUCACUCGCACGCAUUGGCGAGAUGCAGACGUGGAUCCGGAGCGCCAACAGCGGCGAGGAGGCGGACGCCGACGCUGCUGCACGCGAACAGCACGAGCACGCGCAGCAGCACCUCACCGCGGCCCGUGCCGCGCUGUCAGCUGUGCCA